Rosa rugosa (rugosa rose) is the source of this 393-nucleotide messenger RNA. RefSeq lists its product as uncharacterized. The coding region runs from base 1 to 393 and encodes 130 amino acids. NCBI's taxonomy places the organism in Eukaryota, Viridiplantae, Streptophyta, Magnoliopsida, Rosales, Rosaceae. The transcript has 2 exons. The record is from RefSeq and is a predicted model, not a curated record.
AUGGGUUCUUCUUUGGUGAUAACCCCAGAAGAUGUAUUGGAGUCUCUAAUGAACGACGACACCAUUGACGCUCUCAGAUUAAAGAUCAGCAAUCAGCUCAAAGCCAAUGAAGAGCUGAAGAGCACGACAAUCAAAAUGGCAGAGCAAAGCCGAGAGCUUGAGACCCAAGUGCUGGAGAAUGCCUCCAAGUCUGUUUGGGAGUUGAUUUUGGAUAACAAUGGAAUGGGAAAGGAAAUCAAUCAAACUGUUGAAUGGGUGUUCUGCAAACUCAGCGACCACGAACCACCGCUCUUUCCUCCUCAAGAAGAUGCCGAUGAUGCCAAUGUUAAGGACAAUGCCAUAGAAGAGAGCGGUGCAGAAGAGGAAGAGGGAAGAGAAGUGAAGAUAUGUUGA